Molecule: messenger RNA, 1918 nt
Organism: Pocillopora verrucosa
Lineage: Eukaryota; Metazoa; Cnidaria; Anthozoa; Scleractinia; Pocilloporidae
Product: ciliary microtubule inner protein 2B-like
Source: RefSeq, a predicted model, not a curated record
AAUCUACAGAGGACGAGAAAGACUGCCCCAUUGUCCUGAAUCACACUUGAGAUGUUCUUUCUAACAAUAAGUACAGUUUACAAGCUUUAAAAGCCAUGCAUUCUGAACAAACGCGCAAGAUGUUCCACCUUCAUUGUAAAAUUGGCGUGUCGUGGAUCUGUCAAAUUAACAUAAACGCUGCUUGGUAAUCCCAACAGCUGUCGCAUAUAACACUUAACCAGUAACCUUAGACGGUAAGUGACACCUUUUGUGCAUAGUUUACCCAUUAACAGUGCCUAAAGCAAUCUAAUUGGCGGAGAGCGCGACUGUCUUUGUUUAAGGUGCUUUAGCAGUAAAUUACGUAUUCAGCGGUAAUGUCUACCUCAACGGGAGAUUGUGUACCUUGACAACGAACCAAAGCCAAAAAGUUUGCUCAGCAGUUCAACAGAAUCUACUGAUUGCAGUCGAAGUUUAAAGCGUUAAAAAUGGGCUUCACAGAAUUAACCAACCCUCAUAAAGCCAGCAAUUUGCCAGGAUACCGCGGUUACUGUCCUCAGCUGAAAUACGAAUGCGGCCAUACAUAUGGAAUCGCUACUGAUAAACUCACAACAAGGCACAUGCGAAACGAGAAGCUUGUCCCGAUGACUCUACCAGAUCCGAGAGAGAGACAACCUUUUCUGCCCCAACCGAAUGGAGAUAACAAACUCACGGCUGCCAUGGUUCCCUACUACACAGGUUACGUUCCUACGAUGCGAUUCUUGUACGGUUCUCGCUACAGAGAAGCAACAGAGCAGGCUGUCAGCGAUUUCAUGAAGAAGGACAAAACUCACAGAGCAGAACAAGAUGAUCUGAAAAAAACUGUCUACAGUCAUCCGAAACUAAAACCUGUACCAACUUACAGAGAACCUACAAAUUACCCCGAUCUAACGCCUAAAUACGCUAAAGGAUACUUUCCCAGUGAACAUCGUGAAUUCUGCGAGGCACCUUUACCAGGCUACACGGGUUAUGUACCACGGAGGAGAGAGCAUGACCUGGGAACUAGGUAUGCCACCUGGACCAAAGGCGGAUUCACGGACUCUCUUGAAAUGCGUAUGAAACAGGAAGGCUUAGCUACCCAAGCCAUUGACGUAACCAGGAUGCCAGUUGCAACAGUGAAGCCGCUGAUCGCAGAGCACGGAACGCUGUACAGGGAAAUGGGAAUGAAACCAAAAUACACAGGAUACAUACCACAGCGGCGUUUCAGAUUCGGCAACACAUAUGGUGACACAACUCGGUCAUUACCUGUCUGUUUUGACACAUUUGGAUAUUCAACUGCCAAAUACCUGACAACACCCGUCAUGUGAGGGGCCUUGGCAUACUUUCGCGAAAAAAACCUGUCUCUUCAAGUGUUAGAGAGGAAAUUUCGCUACAUAAGUUUUACUAGGAUCACCUUAGUUGAAAAUUUAUCGUUGUUCUUAACUUCUUUUAGUAAAUAUUGCAAAAUUUAGGUUUAAACUAAACGAAUUACGAAGAAAAAUGUCAUCAAGUCUAAGUUGAGGUAUAAGAACGAGCAUCAAGUAAGUUACAGCAGAUCCCAAUUCCCUCAAUUUAUUCCAAAACGAGGAAACAACAAAUGCCUGCUUUGCCAUUUGAGAAUCGACCUUGCUUCGUUUUGUACUUAUUCUCAAAACGAUCAAUCCUCCUGAAAAAGAAAAUAUGUUCUGUUUCUUAAACUUGUGGCGUUCCUUGAUCCUAUCAGUGCUUUGGUUCUAAACCUUAGGUGAUGGGUGAAUCAAUUUUUUUAUGUGUUGAUAAAUAUUCAGGUGAGGAGCAUAAUAGUUCAGUAUGUAUAGUUUGCCAACCUAAAUUAACCUGUUAACUUAAUUUAUUGAGAGUGAUUUCAUUAUCUAACAGUGAGAUAAACCCCGAGCGUUCUAAUAGAUAUAUUUUUUUCACAAGC